GCCAGAGUCACACCACGCGCCCGGACAAUUUCAACAACAUUCGCCAACUACUUUAUCCGGUGGCGGAUUAAUGGCCACUGGCUUCGACAGUAAUCGCAGCUCCGAGAGCGACGCACAGUUCCUCAUCCAGGCCACCUUCGGCCCCACUCGCAGCAGCCUGGAGGAGCUGAGCCAGACGACGCUGGAGUCUUGGAUCAGCUCGCAGCUGCAGGCCCCUGCCACGUCCCACCGCGAGUACUACCGCAAGCGGGUCAACAGUCGGAUACUGGACGGUUCCGCGAUGGGCUCGCCACGCUCGCGUUGCGCGGUGGGCUCACGCUGGCAUUCCUUCGCGUUCAGUGUCGCGGACCAGGGGAAGCGGAUCCACAUCACAGGCAACAAGAUCUACGUCGACGACGAGCACCGGAGCGACAUCGACCCAGCGUACUCUGGAAACGGCCUUUCCGCCCCUGACAAUUGCACGGACGACCCACCCAACGGGAUGACAAGUUGCAGCCAACUGUCAUACGCCAGGUAUGUGUGCGGCGACAUGAGUAGCGAUACUUCGAGUUACGUCACCAACAGGCUUUGCGCGCAGACUUGCUUUGAUACAGGUCUCCCUUACUCAGGAGACGAUUGCUCCCCAGGGUUUCCUGGUCUGGAGCUGUCUGGUUACAUCUGCAGCGUCGACGAGGAGCAGGGCGGGCCCGUGAAGAUUGGACUCACGAAUUCUUGCCCCACUUUUUCUGCACCCGAUCACGUUUUCCUCAAUCCCCUGAUCUGGUUCUCCAGCUCCCCAAGCGACCAGGACGCGAACCUGACCUUCGAGGAGGUGAGGCUCGGCGUCAUCACGCUCGCGCAGAGUCACGGCGCGGAGCCCUGCGAUCUGGGAGAGUUCGUGUACCACAGCGGCCAGCACUACCUCUCUGACCCCAGGCUGGAGCUGCUCCAGAACGACCUGGCCUCUCCCUCGGGCGGCGAGCUCAACACCUGCCGCCCCGUGCCCAGGACCUUCCUCAACGAGGACAGCUGCCAGCUGCGCACGGCGUGCGGCGCUGCGGAGGGGGGGGACCAGCCCCCGGAGACUUUCGUCCUGGAGGCCGCGACCUUCGAGGUCUUCCUGAACAGGUCCGAGAGGUACGUGUACGCGGUCACGGGCCUGAUCGACACCGAGUCGCCCUGCGGGAGGCAGUCGCGGUGGAGGUUGCUCGACUGCAGCUCGGAGGACUGCAGCCUGACGGCCAUCGGCGCCACCGAGGCCGCCGCUGUGGCCUCGGCCCUCGCGCUGGAAGAGGGCUCUCUCCGCGACGUAUACGUGAGCUGUGAGGGCGUGGCGGCGGGUGCGGUUGUCGCCAGCGGCGCUGACUACUUUGCGCACGUACACUCGAACCAUCUCAACGUCUACGACUUCUCCACGUGGGUCGACGCGCACCCGGGCGGCACGGAGCCCAUUCAGCGGUGGGCCACGGGCAGCUUCCAGCUCGAGUUCCCGUCCUGGCACCCGAUGGGCCGAUGGCAGCACGCGCAGCAGUACUUGGAAUACCUCGGGAGGCUGGGUGACACCGUCGGCUUCGAGGCCCUGCCCCUGAAGCUUCAGGCCUCCUGGGCUGUGGGGUACGAGUCGUGCGGGUCGCCCGGCGAGGUGGCAAACGAUCCGAGCUUGGGGCACCGCUUCGGCUUCAUCACCAACUUCCAGACGAUUCCGCGUACCGCCGACUUGGAUUUCGAGAUGCCCUACUCUUCGUUUCAAGAGGGACAGUCAAAGACCGCGGUGUGGACCAACGUCGCGCUGGAGGCGGACGACCAGCUGCGUCAGCGGGCGGCCUGGGCGCUCUCGCAGGUCGUGGUGACCAGCGUGACGGAGAGCUUUGACCUCUGGCAGCUGACGGAGCCCUGGUUGACGUACUACGACAUCUUCGUGCGGAACGCAUUCGGCAACUACCGCGACAUCCUCAGAGAGGUCACCUACAGCCCGAUCAUGGGCGAGUUCCUGACCUUCACGAACAGCAGGUCCCUGGAUUCCGACGGAACAUAUCCCGACGAGAACUACGCCCGGGAGAUCAUGCAGUUGUUCACGAUUGGCUUGUGGGAGCUCAACCCGGACGGCACCAGAAAGACCGACGCGAACGGGAGCGACGUACCCACGUACAGCAACGAGAACAUCAUGAGUUUCGCACGCGUGUUUACAGGCUUCGCACAGCAGGCCUUGCGCCCCAACAUUGAGCAUUACCUGAGCUCACAGAACUAUCUGGACCCGAUGCAGAUGAUGGGGGAUUGGCACGACGUAUAUCCAAAGCCGGACCUGAGUGGCGGCUACUUGGGCGAUGGCUACCCGCUGUGCUCGGACAUCCCGUCACGAGCCUUCUUAUUUCAGGGGGCGAGGUAUCGGUUCGUGGGGUAUAGCUACGUCGGAGCGGAAGUGCUAGCACUGAACUCCAAUUCUGCAUUGUACGCGGCGCUGGCGGAAAUCCAGCUCAACGUGGUACUGAACAGCACCAUCGAUUGCUACGCCGAGGAGUGCGAGGUCAAUAGCCCUCGCAUAUUCCAGGUCCCAGGGGGCUACUACGAGUUCGUCCGGCCGACCUGCGUGCACCUCUACUUCUUCAAUGGCCAGGUCAUUGCUCCUGGCAUGGAUACCAGGCCCGGCUAUUCCCAGCACAGCAGCAUCUACCAAGCAUUCAGGCAGACGUGCACGAACCCAAACGCCGCGGUCGCCGGGACGACCUGCUGCAGGGGCUGCAGCAACUUCCUACAUCAGGAUACGAUUGAUGCAGGGUACUCCUGCGAGGAUCUGCAGGGGACGAUGUCGUGGGUAGUUAGCUUGGGUUGUCCAAACCAGGGUGACUGGUGGCGGCAGAACAAGUUCUGCCAGCUGGGCUGCUGGGAGCACGGCGUCGGAUACUCUGGGGACAACUGCUCGGACGGGUUCAUUCAGACGGAGAAUGUGUGCGGGUACAACCAGGAGAAGGUCCGGUUCGAGACUGCCAGCGCGGCGUGCGAGAGCUUGGGCAUGCACGUCUGCGAGCAGAUCACGAAUGGCAGCGAUUGCGGCCAGGACAGCAUUGACGUGUGGACCCCGAAUACCUGCACUGUCGAUGUGGAGGUCCGGGAAGAUGGGAGGGUCGCCUCCCAGUACGACAGCAAAACGAAGCAGAAUUGGAUCCUCGUGGACUGGGCCGACGGGUUCCCCACCCUGGGCAAUUGCCCCAGCCAGUGCACCAACAGCACCUCCGGGUGCAUCUGCCCCAUCAGCGUGCAGUCGCGGCCCAUCUUCGCUGCAGUCCCGAGCAGGUCGGAGCUCCUGGGGGAGGCCGCCCGCCUGCGCAUCGGCGCCUUCGGAGCGUGGGCCGCGGCCUCCGCUACCUGCCUGGCGCCCUGCGACGGAGAGGUGAAGGCGUACGCAGCUGGCGGAAGUGGGAGCGUGGACGAGAGCACGCUGUUCGAGUGCGACGGGGCAUUCUACAAGAACAUGGAGAGUAUCGUGGAGGUGGCGGGGUACAGCUUCCGCAACCCCCUCGUGUUCAUGCUCGCCAAGGAGAUCACCGGCCAGCUGGUGCAAGCAGAGGAGGCCUCGGCCGAGGUGGAGGCCCUUCUGGACCACCUCUUCCGCCACCCCAACGUGCCACCCUUCCUGUCCUACCGGCUGAUCCAGCGCAUGGUCACGUCCAAUCCGACGCCUGCCUACGUGUUGGCCGUCGCUCAGGCCUUCAGCACUGGGGAGUUCAACGGUGUCACAUACUCUGGUUUGUACGGGGACCUCGGGGCGACCUUCGCGGCCAUCUUGCUGCACCCUGAGGCUAGAGGGGGUCUGUCGAGCAGCUCUCUGGGCAAGCUGCGCGAGCCCGUGAUCAAGAUUGUGCACUUCCUGCGAGCCAUGGAGUACGUGGAUUCCCAAGGGCGCCAGAUCUUGCUCAAGGACCUGCAAGAGUUGAUUGGGCAGUGGCCCUACCAUGCGCCCUCCGUCUUUAACUUUUACGGCGUGGAGUAUACGCCAGCAGGCCUCUCAGAAGGCCUGGUCGCGCCCGAGUUCGAGAUUUUCACGCCUCCGUACGCGCUCAGCUGGCUCAACGGCAUGAUAUCGAUGGUCGACACCGGCGCAGUCAACCAUUGUUCGGCUGGCAUCGGUGGGGGCGAGCCCACUUGCAACCGCUACUUUGGCAUGUUCAACUUCACCUUGUCCAGCGACGGCAGCGAUCCACAUCAGUCUUUCAGCGAGGUCUCCUUGCUGCUGACCGGCGGGCGCAUCAGCGAUCCGAGCGCCUUCGACAUAGCACUCAACGCCCGUUGGGACAGAGACCAGCUGAAGGCGGCCAUGAAGGCCGUGAUCAUGUCGCCAGAGUUCCACACCCAGGGCGACCCGCAGGUGAUCGGCGCGCGACCAACGGUGACGGAGGUGACGCCCCACGAGCAGAGCUCCUACAAGGCCAUGGUCUUCCUCUUCUUCAACGGGGGCCUGGACUCCUUCAACCUGAUGGUGCCCACCUGCACUGGCCUGUACCAGGAGUACGUCACCAUCCGUGGGAAUGUCGCGCUGCCCCUGAGCAAGCUGCACGAGAUCUCGGUGGACAACCAGAAUUGCAGCACAUUCGGCGUCCACCACUCCCUCCCCUUCGUCCGCGACCUGUACGCGCAGGGGGACCUGGCCUUCGUGAGCAACAUCGGCGGCCUGGUGCAGCCCAUCACGAAGGCGGAGUACAACACCGCGCCCAAGUGCGCGGGGCUGUUCUCGCACAUCGACCAGCAGAACGGCGGGAAGACGCUGAAGUGCCAGGUGCAGGGCACGUCCCCGAAGGGCUUCGGCGGGCGCCUGGCCGACGCCCUGGCCGCCGACAAUUUCGUCACGACCUCGUUCUCGCUGGCGGGCUCGUCCACGUGGUCGGUGGGGCAGAGCACUGGCGUGGAGGUCAUCGACGCCAGGAACGGCGCCGUGCGCUUGCUCAGUUACCAGUACAACCAGGGGCUGCAGGCGCUCAUAGAGAACAUCACCAACCUCCAGUAUGGCAAUGCAUACUGCGAGGAGUACGCGCGCCAGUUCGGCAGACACGUACAGUCCAGCGAGAACAUUGGGACCUUUCUCGAGGCGACGGAGCUCGCGACUGGGUACGCGUUCAGCACCGCCACGGAUAUAGGCAGGUCGCUGCGCCAAGUCGCCCGGCUCAUUGCGACGAGGACAGCUCGACAGGCAGAGCGGGACCUCUUCUUUGUCGAAAUGUACGGCUUCGACACGCACACAGACUUGGACAUGACGCUCGAGGAUAAGUUUGCUUAUCUCAACUCUGCCCUGGAGGAUUUUGUGAACGAAAUGCGGGGACAGAACAUCUUUGAUUCCGUAGUGCUGGUAACCGCCUCCGACUUCGGGCGCACGCUAACCUCGAACGGCAUGGGCACCGACCACGGUUGGGCGGGAAACCAUUUCGUCAUGGGCGGUGGCAUCAACGGCGGACGCAUUUUCAACCGGUACCCCGAGUCUCUGUUGGAGGAUAAUGCCCAGGAUUUGGGACGAGGGAGGAUGAUCCCACAGUACCCAUGGGAGAGUGUCAUGGUCCCGAUCGCGCAGUGGUUGAGCGCACAGCCGUCGUCGCGGGGCAGCGUUGGUCGGUUGAGCUCUGUCUUCCCGAACCUGGUCAAUUUCAAUAUGUCCGAGCACAUCAUAGCUGCAGACUCCUUGUUCACCGGCUUCACCCCAGUCACACUUGCACCGACGCCCACGCCAACGCCAUCUCCAACAACUCCACCAGUCCCGACAACAUCCCCAACAGCAUCUCCAACAGCAUCUCCAACAGCAUCACCAACAGCAUCCCCAACAGCAUCUCCAGCAGCAUCUCCAACAGUGUCACCGACAGCAUCCCCAACAGCAUCUUCAACAGCAUCUCCAACAGCGUCACCAACAGCAUCCCCAACAGCAUCUCCAACAACUCCAGCACCGACUGCUGAACCAGUAUCGACCACAACGGUAUUCGCGACGGCGCAAGGUGCCACAGAAGUGAAUGUGGCGUCCACGGAGGGAUUCAACAUCGGCGACACCAUCGAGAUCGAGGGCGGAGGCAACCACGAAAGCAGGGUCAUCGUUGACAUCCGAUAUUUGCGUGCCGCGUCGGCGUCAGCGAGCGGCGGAGUUCUUGUGCUGAACACACCCCUGUCGAAUGACUACCCGAUCGAGUCCAGCGUCACGGUACCCGUGACCGCAGCGCCGACUUCAGCUCCCACGUUUCCCCUCCCGAAUCCGGCGGGCGGGGGGGGGGCUUCCGCAACGGGCGAUCCCCACCUGCAAAAUGUUCAUGGUCAGCGGUUCGACCUGAUGCAGCCUGGCAAGCAUGUUCUGAUACACGUCCCAAGGAAGGAGGAGCACCCGCUCCUGGAGGUGCGGGCCGAGGCGCGGCGCCUGGGCGGGUGCAGCGACAUGUACUUCUCGGCGGUCAACAUCACGGGCACGUGGGCAGAGGCACGGCAACCUGGAGGGUACCACUACUCAGCGACACAGCGAGUUGAGAAUCCAAGAUGGACUGCCCUUGGCCUUGUUGAGACAAAAGUCGUCAAUGGACGUACUCGAAGAGGCCUGGACUACCUAAACUUCUACGUGAAGCAUUUGGGAAAAACGGGCUAUGCAGUCGGAGGUCUAUUGGGAGAUGACGACCACACGGAAGAAAGCACUAUUCCAGAGGAUUGUCAUCGCAAAGUGGCUCUUCGGGCUGGUACUGGGCUGGAUCUGGACGGGCGCGAACGCUCCGAGCAGUCAGCUGCAGUGGCAACCGCCGAGUGA
Messenger RNA from Prorocentrum cordatum, 6739 nucleotides. The record is from the annotation of a GenBank genome assembly. Lineage: Eukaryota; Dinophyceae; Prorocentrales; Prorocentraceae.